AUGGAGAAUAAGAACAAUGUAACAGAGUUUGUUCUACUGGGACUUACAGAAAACGCAAAAAUGCAAAAAAUCUUAUUUGCUGUGUUCUUAGUCGUCUACAUCACCACUGUGGUAGGAAAUGUGCUCAUUGUGGUCACCGUCACCACCAGCCCAUUGUUGGGAUCCCCCAUGUACUUUUUCCUGGCCUGUCUCUCCUUUAUUGAUGCUUGCUAUUCCUCUGUCACUACCCCUAAAGUGAUUGUAGAUUCACUUCGUGCAAGGAAAACCAUCCUAUUCAAUGGAUGUAUGACUCAAAUGUUUGGAGAACAUUUAUUUGGAGGUGCUGAGGUCAUUCUUCUUACUGUGAUGGCUUAUGACCGCUACAUAGCCAUCUGCAAGCCCUUGCACUACACAACCAUCAUGAACCGGAGAGUGUGUGUCCUGCUAAUGGGAGUCUCAUGGGUGGGAGGCUUUCUUCAUGCCAUCAUACAGAUCUUUUUCAUGUUUCAAUUACCUUUCUGUGGCCCUAACAUCAUAGAUCACUUUAUGUGUGAUCUGAACCCUUUGCUUAAACUUGCCUGCACUGAUACCCACAUUCUAGGGCUGUUUGUUGCUGCCAACAGUGGAUUCAUGUGUUUGUUAAUAUUUCUCCUCUUGCUGGUCUCCUAUGUGGUCAUCUUGUACUCCCUAAGGAACCACAGCUUAGAGGGGAGGCACAAAGCCCUCUCAACUUGUGUUUCCCACAUCACAGUGGUUGUCUUAUUCUUUGUGCCCUGCAUAUUUGUGUAUGUCAGACCUGUAGUCACUUUACCUGUUGAUAAAGCAGUUGCUGUGUUCUAUACAAUCAUAAGUCCCAUGAUGAAUCCCUUAAUCUAUACUUUCAGAAAUGCCCAGAUGAAGAGUGCCAUUAUGAAAUUGGGCAGUAGGAAAACUAGUUCAGGUGAUAAAUAA
Messenger RNA from Orycteropus afer afer, 930 nucleotides. Its product is annotated as olfactory receptor 4C46-like. Gene Ontology annotation, cellular component: membrane. The record is from RefSeq and is a predicted model, not a curated record. Gene Ontology annotation, biological process: G protein-coupled receptor signaling pathway. Gene Ontology annotation, molecular function: olfactory receptor activity; G protein-coupled receptor activity. Lineage: Eukaryota; Metazoa; Chordata; Mammalia; Tubulidentata; Orycteropodidae.